GUGGGCAGCUCCUGGCAUCUUGGAAAAUACAAUGGCAAGUAGAGCAAUAACAGCAGCCGAGGGUCCUCUAUCUCCGGCACAAGCAAUAUGAGUUCCAGUGCCAAAGGCGGCUCGUCAGCCCUGUCUCCACCAAACCAAAAAUUAUCCAUCUGCUAAGGUCGUUCUCUGCUGUCCAUUGGAAGCGGCUUUCUGUAUGAGAGGGCAAUUUGCUUCUAUCCCCCAGCGUGCACGCAUUCACACAGACAUCACCCAACCUUUUGCACUUGUGCUCUUGUCCCAGUUGUGGUAGGAGACGACGAGGUUAGACAAACAGACAGCAGCUCUCCGGGGACAAGGCCAGCGGCUACUGUGUCUGUGUGGGCUGUGGGUACUCCCCCUGCAUACCUGCUCUGGAGGCUUCGCCUGGGCUACUCUUCCAAUCGGAGACGGACACUGGAACCAGAAGGGGACUCGAUUCCUCAUCUGGCAGGAAUUAAUUCCAGUUCACAAAAUUCAUGUUAGACUAUUUUGGCUGCAAAGAAGAAUUCUGUAUGCACUGGGGACAACACCUGAUCCCCAUAAGGCUGCAGAACUGGGCUGACAUCAGAAUCCAAACAUACUCUGGGAGAAGCAACAGGAUUCCCUCAAAGAAGAGCCAACAAGGAAGAUGUUGCACAACAGUGCUCACAGGAGGGUCCUUGACAGAAGGGGAGACCCUAUGACUUUGUAGCAGAAAUCGAGGCAUCCUGAGUGGGUGGAGACAGUUCAGUCAGAGAGGACGUGGGGCCCUUGUCCAGGAUGAGUUACAGCACGCCCUCUGUACACGAUUUGUACCGCAGCACCACUACCACCUCUGAGCCAGACCCAGGGUCAACCAUGGACAGGGCUCUACCAGAAACUGGUACUGUAAGCCCUGAAACCACCAGCUUUAACAGCAGCAAAAUUCCAGAUGUGGUCAGCAGUGGGCCCGGCCUGAGGACAAUGCUCCUCUCAUUUGGAAUCAUUACUGUGAUUGGGUUGGCUGUAGCAAUGGUUCUCUAUAUCAGGAAGAGGAAGAGGUUAGAGAAGCUGCGGCACCAGCUCAUGCCCAUGUACAAUUUCGACCCCACGGAAGAACAGGACGAACUGGAACAAGAGCUACUGGAGCAUGGAAGAGAUGCUGCAUCUUCCCAGGCCACCCAGAACAAGAUCCUCCUGACAAGCCAGGGAACCGUCCAGAGAUCCAGCCGUCUUGUGUUCACAGAUGUCGCUAACGCUAUCAAUGCAUGAACGACACCUGCCCCUGCUUUGGAUCACUCUGAGAUCAGGGAGAACGGAGCCAACCAGUUAAAUGCCACAAGCGUGGAUGAGGAUACCAAGCCUACUGACCACCCCAUCAGUUUGUGCUGCGACUGGGGAGCACUUCUGGGCAUUUACACACUUCAGGCAGCAAAUGCUUGGUGGUGACUGGCUGCAGCAACUUUUGGUACGUCCAUCGCUACCAAAGGGCCCUGAGCUAUCAUGCCCAGAUUUCAGGAGCAAUCCUGGUUAGUGCCGUCUUACCAAGCUGUGCAGGGAUGAAGAUAAACUGUCUUGAAGCUAAAUUGGUCAGAACGCAGGACCCUACCGAGUCAUGGGAUCGUGGUGGGGGUGGAAGCACUUGUUUUGAAGGGCUUUCCCAAUGAUUUUUUACCAUAACAUCUCACGAUUGGAGUCCUGCAGUGUAAUCUAAUGGUUUCCACAGAGCUUAGCCAGGUGCCUGGAGGUGACUUAAGCCCCCUUGAGCUGGGAGGCAGGGCAGCUGUGCCUGCCUCCUCAGCAGUGCCCAUGAGCAUAUGAUGUUAUUCCCGGGGCAAACUCAUCUGUCUUGCCUCUUGUGCUGCCUAGAUUGUUCAGAAACACACUCACAGGGUAGCACUCAGGGUUUCUGCAGCACGGGUGUUUCACGCUUUUUAAAGGUGAACCAAAGAGCUUUGGAGAAACAAAUUGAUUAAAUAAAUUUAAAGCGACGAAAUGGUUGAAUGUCCCAGAUCAGUGAUGUAAUAAGAAUGUAGGGACAAGCCACUCAGCUCCUAGAAGCUGGGCCCUUUCAUCUCCCUCUGGCUUAGCUAGGAGUGGCAGUGAUUGGUGACCGGAUACCACAGUAGUAGAGUUAAUAUAAUAAAAAUAAAUGGGCUCGGAUGUACUCCCAUCCACUCCUGUGCUUCGGCCAAGGAAGAUGGUUUUUACAGAGUAAAGUUUUAUGAGGGAAGAACACUUAGAGAGAGUGAGUGAAAAUAUAUCAGAGGGGUAGCCAUUUUAGUCUGGAUCUGUAAAAGCAGCAAAGAGUCCUGUGGCACC
Molecule: messenger RNA, 2298 nt
Organism: Chelonoidis abingdonii (Abingdon island giant tortoise)
Lineage: Eukaryota; Metazoa; Chordata; Testudines; Testudinidae
Source: RefSeq, a predicted model, not a curated record